This is a messenger RNA of Verruconis gallopava, 2264 nucleotides long. RefSeq lists its product as uncharacterized. The transcript has a single exon. Bases 672 to 2042 code for a protein of 456 amino acids. The record is from RefSeq and is a predicted model, not a curated record. Lineage: Eukaryota; Fungi; Ascomycota; Dothideomycetes; Venturiales; Sympoventuriaceae.
GGGUCGUCAACCACUCGCUUGCUCAAACGGGCUUAGCAGAACUGCCAACUUCCAUCGCCCGCUCGUCUCCUGAUCUUGCGAAACGUCCGACAAACCAUGCCAGCGCAUCAGCGACCUGUCGAAUCUCGUCCGUGGUCGCAAAGGGACCGCAGAGGUCGGCGAAUACGGUUGCGCGGCGGACCGCCAUGUGUCAGAAUAAAUUCUCCGCCGUGGACGGGAGACUAGAUGAUGUCAGAAGACUGGUCGCUUCGUGCGAUUCAAGGGCUGGUCAUCGCCAUUGGUGCAACAAGAGAUUAACCCAGCCGCAAGCCCCAUACGCUUCAAUCUCGAUGCCCGUUGACCUAUGGCACCAUCUCCGGCCCAGUUCUCCAGCGCCAGGCCGCGUGGCUGCAAUUGUUCCUGCUGCUACCAUCACGGGUCUGCAAGAUUUAUGCCUAUUCCAUGCCAUGGCCUCGUAGUGCUCGGGGGAGGGGAGGCUUGCUUGAGUUUACACUUACAAUCACCUUCCUUGAACGGUGAAACUUGCUUGUGCCAGAUGACUCUGUGACGAGGCAGGGACGGCCGCAAGAAAAAUCAGUAUAUAUGCCUCUCGUUUGGCGCCGUUCUGUCGACUCCAACCACAGCGAUACAUUCGCCUGUCUUUUCAUAUCAUCCAGCGUGACAGACCAAAUAUGGCCAAGUCCAUGCCAAUCGUACAGCGCGUGCGGUCGUAUGUCAAACGCGGCGUGGACCGAUUGCGUAACCUGCGCGGGGGGAAGGACAAAGGAACCCAAGUCCAGGAGGCGAAGAGCACCGUCAAGACCGCAGAGACCAAGGUGGACGCCUCGAAGGGACAGGAGACGGUGCCGAGCGCAGGAAUUCUUACGCGACCGCUGCAUUCACGAGCCGUGAACUCACAGAUCGCUCUCAUGCAAAAGAGCGUCGCGGCAACCAGCGCGUCUUCGCUCAAUAUUGCCCUCGUCAAUCGUACGACGUCGAGCCAGGUCUAUGUCUACAUCGUCGGCCUCGCACUCAACAACAACAACGCCUGGUUCCUUCUCCAAUCGGACGGGUCGACACCGUACUAUCCAACCUCGCCAUCUUCUACCAUUCAACCUCUCCAGGCGAACGUCGCGAUUCAACUCGGUGCCCCGGGAAGCACAAGGACGGUGACCAUCCCCCAGCUUGCGGGAGCCAGAAUUUUCGUUUCCAUCGGCAGCCCUCUCACAUUCUAUCUCAACCCUGGACCUGCGCUGGUCGAACCUUCGGUCACCAAUCCAAGCGAUCCAAACUUCAACAUCCAAUGGGAUUUUGCGGAAUUCACCUUCAACGGCGGUCUGUAUGCAAACAUCACCUACGUCGAUUUUGUCAGCAUUCCGAUAUCUCUUCAGCUGCAGAACACGUCGGGCGCGACGCAGACGGUGACAGGUAUGCCGGCGAACGGACUUGACACCAUUUGUGCCAACCUCCAAGCUCAGUCCAACAGCGACGGCGUCGCAGGCUGGAAGAAUCUGGUUGUCACGGCGAACGGUAAAAAUCUUCGCGCCCUGAGUCCGAACAGUGACCUCGCACUGCGUCCGGGCGACUUCGCCAAUUACUUUGAGCCUUACGUAGAGCAGGUGUGGCAGAAAUACACCACUUCCACCUUGACCGUCAAGACUCCAGACAACUCCAUCAACACGUCCGGGAUGGUGACCAGCGGCAACCUGACGCUUGGCAGCACCAGUUUCACAAAGCCCAGCACGGCGGACAUCUUCUCGUGCAGCACCGGUCCGUUCGCAACGGGCUCCGACGCGACCCGCAACGUGCUGAUCCCGCAGCUUGCGGCCGCGUUCAACAGGACGACCCUCUUGAAGGAUACGACGACGCCUGCGCCGUUGGCAGACUUCUACCAGAACAGCGUCACAAAUCACUACGCGAGGAUCGUGCACGCGGCCAACGUCGACGGGAAAGGGUACGCGUUCCCGUAUGACGACGUCAACCCGGCCGAGGGAACAGACCAGAGCGGCUUCGUGUCCGAUCCCAACCCGCAGCUACUGACGGUGACCUUUGGUGGGUGGUGAAUCCGAAACGAACUCGUUCUCAACGUCCAGCUACUUCCAGCGCAACAAUUCCCAAUGUGCUAUCAUGAUUCUUUGUGGCUUUUUGUGGGCUUUUUUAGCCAGAUUUCUAAUCCAAUUUAUCUAUGUAUAUAUGUAUGGACAGUCCUUUAAUUAGAAGACCUGCAACCAUUUAGAAAGUUCUACACGAUUCACCUCGCACCGAGCCUUCUCCGUGGAUGCUUU